Messenger RNA from Aedes albopictus (Asian tiger mosquito), 6822 nucleotides. It is a transcript of the gene vap, whose product is annotated as ras GTPase-activating protein 1. Lineage: Eukaryota; Metazoa; Arthropoda; Insecta; Diptera; Culicidae. Bases 324 to 3158 code for a protein of 944 amino acids. The transcript has 8 exons. Gene Ontology annotation, biological process: regulation of GTPase activity. The record is from RefSeq and is a predicted model, not a curated record. Gene Ontology annotation, molecular function: protein binding.
CUUUGCGACGUUCUUCUCCCUUUUCUUAGCGCUCUCCAAUUUUUUCCGAUUAAUCAUCGAUGGUUUUUAGUGAAGUGAAAUUUGUGAAAAAAUAGCAAAUAAUUGCUAGAAAAUGUGAAAAAAUAGUGCAGAUAUAAUGUAGAAGUGUACAAGUAACGCGUAACACUACAGUUUUCAUUGUUCUACAGGGUUUGGAAAACAUUGUUGCAAACUUAGGGACAGCAGAGGUCUUGUCUGAUUAGGGGUGAGUGUCGUCGAGGUCGCAAGGAAGAGGGGAUUGCAGUAAAAGGCGCAGGGUGGGGACAGAAAAAUACAAAGAAACCAUGGCAGAUAUGAUGAGAAUGAGCGGAAGUGGUGCCCUUGGAGGAUUUCAGCGGGAUAAGCUCGGAUCACCGUCUACCGGGUCGGAGGACGGUGGAGGGAUCGAUCUGGGGGACAUGGCCCAGGAGCUGGAUCAGGACGAAUUCGAUGGGCCUGUGGCGUUCAAUGGUGACAGACCAGCAAUUACGGCUCCCCCCGAAAGCGAAUGGUACCACGGUCGUUUGGACAGAUUCUGUGCCGAGCAACGUUUGAAAUCUGCUUCGAGGCUGGGAAGUUAUCUAGUUCGCGAAAGUGAUCGAAAGCCUGGAUCAUACGUGUUGAGCUACUAUGGCAGGACUGGAAUAAAUCAUUUCCGCAUUACAGCCGUAUGUGGCGAUUUCUAUAUCGGAGGAAGACAAUUCUUCUCGCUGAGCGAUUUGGUGGGCUACUACACUUCGUGCAGUGAUCUGUUGAAAAGGGAGCGCUUGGUAAGCCCGGUGGCACCCCCGGAACCAGUCAACGAUAAGAAACGUGUGGUAGCCAUUCUUCCGUACACCAAAAUGCCGGAUACGGAUGAGCUCACCUUCCAAAAAGGUGACAUUUUCUUCGUUCACAACGAUAUGGGCGACAACUGGCUGUGGGUAACGGCUCAUCGUACCGGUGAGCAAGGUAUGAUCUUUCGGGAGUUGGUGGAAGACCUCGAUCCUAGCAUCGAUCCAAAUACCGUUUUCUCCUGGUUCCAUCCGACCUGCUCGAAGAACGAAGCCGUAGAUAUGCUCGUUAAAGCUGGACCGGGAAGCUUUCUGGUACGACCGAGUGACAAUUCACCCGGAGAUUAUUCCCUGUUCUUCCACAUCAAUAAUCAGAUUCAGCGGUUCCGUAUCGAGAAGAAGGGCGUUCGCUAUCUGAUGGGUGGACGUACUUUUGAGUGUUUGGAUGCUGUUAUCAACCGCUACCGUAAGGAACAAAUUGUAGAAGGCCAUACGCUGAUGCACCCAGUUAUCAACGGAAGCCAACCGGAGUACCAUCCGCCGUCUAAUGUGGCAAGUGCAGCGGAGAAGAUCUACGCUACACUCCGGGAAUGCCGCGAUCAGAACAUUCUAAAGAAAACCAAGGGCAUCAAGCAUCACGGCUAUCUGCUGAAGAAAUCGGACAAAACGGCCAAGUGGAAGCAGCUGUAUUUUGCCCUGCUGGUUGAAGGAUCGGAAACGCAUCUUUGCUUCUACGACAAUCCGAAGAAAACCAAACCGAAAGGGUUGAUUGAUCUCUCUUGUGCUUAUUUGUAUCAGUGCCAUGAAUCGUUUUGGGAGAGGCAGCAUUGCUUCCAGAUCGUUGAACGCGCUCUGCCGUGCCUGGCAACGAUCACCUAUCUUUGUGCCAACAGUCAGGAAAGUUACGUCGAAUGGGUUAAUGCGCUGAAAUCGCACUGCGUGUCCCAGCUUAGCAAAGCCCAGUCCAAGGUGCCACGUUUGCGUGAGCUGCGGUGCCUGAAUUUGCAGAUACUGGAAGCGCACCGUUUACCAUUCAAAUUGGUUCCCCAUCCGUACUGUGUUGUUUCGUUGAACCAGGUCAAGGUGGGCAAAACCCGAGUCAAAACCGCCCCAGAUCCAGUGUGGGAGGAGGAAUUCGUGCUAGAUGAUGUCCCUCCGGAUGUAGUGACCGUGACUAUUACCGUUCUCAGCAAGGGAAAACGCGGUAAGGAUUCAGAAGUUGCGGAAUUGACUGUCGACUUGUGUGGUUUGAAAAAUGGACAGGAAACCGAGGAGUGGUACCCCCUGGUCGGAAUGACCCCAAUGGGCGAGUGGGGAUCCAUUCGGCUUCGUAUACGAUAUCUGGAUGAUUUGGUAAUGCCCUGCGAUGAGUACAGUCCCCUUCAGCAGCUCUUGGUGGAACCGGAACUAAAUGCAGUUCGGGCAUUAGCCGAAAUCUGCCACAACGAUCGCAUUCCCCUAGCUACGUCUCUGUUGAAGGUUUUCCGCCACGAAAAACGUGAAACCGAACUGCUGAGAAUACUGUGUCAAGCCGAAGUGGCUCGGGAGAAUGAAACAACAACCCUGUUUCGAGGUGCUUCCCUGGCCACAACCCUGAUGGAUCUCUACAUGCGAGCGGAGUGUACCGUUUUUCUACAAUCCGCCGUGUCUGACACAAUCCAAAGAAUACUCGACAGCAAGCAAUCCGGAGAACUGAAUCCAACCAAGAUGGAUGUGAAUGACGACGCUUGCUCGAAUGCCGAAUUUCUGCUGAUGAUUUUGGACCAGGUGACGCAGUCCAUCUUCACCUCGCCGGAUGCUUGUCCUCGCACCGUGCGCUACAUUUGCAAUUGUCUGCAGAAGGCAGUGGUGGCUAAGUGGCCGUCGCCUAACGAGCGGCUGGUUCGCACCCGGGUCGUGUCCGGGUUCAUCUUUCUGCGUCUGCUGUGUCCCGCUUUGCUCAAUCCCCGUCAAUUUGUUCUAGUCAGUGAAACUCCUCAUCAGAUGGCGACUCGCACGCUCAUAAUGGUUGCGAAAUGUCUGCAGAAUUUGGCAAAUCUUGUGGAAUUCGGCGGAAAGGAGCCCUACAUGGAGGUAGUCAAUCCGUUCAUACUGAAGAAUAAGGAGAGGAUGAUAGUUUUUCUGGAUCAGCUAUCCUCCGUCACGGAUCCUAAUCCCCCUCCUGGGUGCAUGAUUGAGCAGAACAAUUCCUCUACGCUCUCUAGUUCCGAUGCAGGACGCGAACUCGCCACGUUGCAUCACAUCUGCGUUUCGUACCUUCCGGAAUUGCAAUCGAUGAGUAAGUCUAACAAUUCGCUCAAGAAGCUGGUCACCGUUACGGAGAUGCUUUCGAAGCACAAACUCAAGUACCGUGAGAUGAUUAGCUAAUUUGCUGGGCCGGAUGCAGCACCGUGCGGGCGAAUUUUUGCAUGACACAUUUAAAGGAUGGAGAAAACCGAUAAUCUUUAUAAACUCAAAAGUUAUAAAACAGAACAAACCAACACAGGAUUAACAUUUACCGAGCGUGUAUUACAAGCGUAAUAGUGAAACCCUUGCAGAUAAUCAAGAAGAAAAAAAACGAAGAAAUAUUUUAAGUUUCAAAAUUCCGGUACAACGGCAAGUAGGUAUAAACAAUAUUGAUAACAUCGGCUUCCGAGCGAAUGGCUGUUUUGCAAUUUCUCAUCACAACUUUUUUUAGCAUUUUGCUGUACUCAGGAGAGGUAAUUUUAGGCUACAAACAAUAUUUAAAACAAAAAGAUAUAAAGUACGAAACGAAUCAACAGUUACAUAUUCCACGAUGAAAUAGAGCAUCAUCGCACAAAAUUUGCCAGUUCGUUUAGCAGUUUAGGUGUCCGGUUUUCAAAUCUCUUACCUACUCCUCACGAGAGAGUUGUUCAAAUGUACUACUACAACAUACCACUAACGCAGAAUCGAAACCAGUUUAUUGUGAUCAUCCAAUAGCAACCAGUUGGGAUGAAGUCUCUAGUACCUAGUAGUAGCAGCAGUCUGCAGUUCUGAGUAGAAUACUCAAAUUGUUCUCCUGUAAGUAAUAGUCUUUCUUUUCUAUCACUAUUCUUGCGCGCAAAUCAACAACAAAAGAUGUAAUUUUUACGUUCCUGACUUGCUGCUUUUGCAUCUCAAUUUAGAUGUUCAUUUGGCUAUAUUUCCCUACUUUUAAGCGAUGUCGAUGAAAAGUUUGCAUAACAACUGGAUCUAGAACGUACCGUCCUGGGAUCGGAAACAGUCAAUUGAACUCAUCAACUAAUCCUAAUGAAAUCCUAAUAAUUAUUUUGCAUUGUUUAUCGAACAUGUCUGGAAUAUUCAGUGAUUUCUGGAACCAAUCAGGAAAUUGUUGAUGAAUGAAUGAUGAUGUAAAGAAUUUAGUUGGAUUUUUUUGCAUCUCUCUUGUUUAAUGUUACGCGGGCGUAACUGGAGUGAUCGUUCGUUUCUCUUCAUCGAUUUUCUCUUCGGAUUACUCCGGAAAUUGGAUCUAUACUCGAACAAACUCAGUAGAAGGCCGAUUAGGUCUAGGGUCAAACUAGAACAACAAAAACAACCGGAAAACAAUUUCCAUAUUUUUUUCUAGGAUUCAUACUGAGAUGAAUCAUGGUUACUGACUGAUUCUUUUUGGGUUUCUUUAGAGAUAUCUGUCGUCCUGCGAUUGUGUCGCCGAUACAUUUUUCUCCGUUCACUAUCGCGAGUGUAAGUGGACCAUCCCCAAGCCAGCCAUCUCGACGGCACAAUCGGCAAGUGCCCUGAAUCGUACUGGUCAUGGGGCGUCGCCGAUUUGCCAUUGCUAAUCUACGAGCGUCUGGCCGCCCGAGCAUGGUCUUCAUGUGCCCCCUCAAGCCCGCUGUUCGCCGGUUACUAUUCGCAGUGAUCGUUGUUGACCUGUAAAAGCAGACCGGCGCGAGUAACCAAGCGUCCGGCCACGAGAGCCGGUGAUUCCGGGUCGUAGUAACCCUCAGACCGUGUGGGUCAGAAAUCUGCCUGUUGGUUGCAGCCCUCUCAAACCAGUUGCCCAGCGCCCGGCCCUCCCGGGCCUGUUUCCUCGAGACGAAGUUGGCACACCACGUGGGCCAGAAACCACGGCCUUUCUUUGGUCGCGAUCGAUGCUAACCUGGCCAGCCACCGCCGCUGUCGACCCGCCGUUGUCCACCACCCACGCCGUCCGCGGCCAAGCAUCCGGCCAUUCCGGGCCGGCUUCUUCGGGACGAAGCCAUCGUCGCAACACGUGGGGCAGAAACCCCGCCAUCGCCGUUCCUUCCAGGUCGGUCUCUUCGGGACGAAACCGUCGUACCUCGUGUGUCAGAAACCCCUGGCUGAUCCUAGCUACCCACGAGCGCACCGGUCCAGCCACCGCCGUGUUUGCCCCGCUGCGGUUUACCGCCCACGCCGCCACGAUUUGAUCGUGGAAUCCACCCAAAAACUGUUUGACCGUAAGUACCUUGUUAAGAGUUAGGUUCCCGCCUCCGAAAGCUCCCCCUCCAUCCGUUCGUCCUGAGACCCGGUCCCAAAAGAGUCCGUGAGUGCACACCCCGGAGACUUCCGCCGGCUUAGACCAGCAGCCUGGGGUUUUAGGCCGGCUUCCCUCUGAAAUCGAGCCGAGAGGUACCGGGGCCAAAAAAAGGGUCUUAUACCCUCCCGGAAUUCUUUCACAUAUUCUUCCGGGUUCCUUUUAGGGAUUUUUCCUAAUAUUGUUCCUGAGUUUCUUUCAGGCAUCUAUCCUGAGAUUUCUUUUGAGAUUUCUCACGGGUUUGCUUCAGGUAUUCUUGCGGAGUUCCUUCCGAGAUAAAUUCUUUCUCAAUCUAGGAAUUACAAAAUCUUUUCUCCAUUUUAUACGUGACACUUUAAAUUCUUACAGCUUAAUCUAGAGAAAAUGGCCCUGAAAUUAUUUUUAUAAAGCUGUUCCACCCUGUAAAAAAUCAGGGAAUUUUAUUUAUAUAAACAAGUAGACAUUCUAUUACCAAAAUCGGUUGAAAAUUAGGAAAAGUGGACCAAAUUACCACCAACAUUGAGUUGCUCAAAUAUGUUAGGAACGUAAAGAUUUCAAAAGGAACUUAUCUUCUUCCUACCCAAACAUCAUACAUUGCAAGUCAACAUUAUUAUCUAAAUGGAUGUAAUUGAACCAGUAAUAAACCAGAGGAGAAUUCGUUAACAAAAGGUGUUCACAAAACUACAAGCAACGGUUGCAAUUGUUCAUAAUUUCUUUUUUCUAUACAUAAUUUAUUGAAAAAAAAAGUUGACGAUCGAUUGCAAACGAUUUCAAUGGUUCUGUGGACACCUUCGAGAGUAGAGACGGCAAUAACAUUUGUAGGAAGUAGCCAAACCAUUAUAAAAUACAAAAAAAACAGCAACUACCAACCAAUCAACCAACAACGGUAUAAGGAAAAAACGAAAUAAUUUUAAUUCGGAGGUAUUCUUAGUCGAGGAAGACAGAGGGGAAACAAAAAUGAGAACAGCGCAUGUUUAUACCAAAAAAAAAAAGACGAGAUAUUUAGUUAACGUUAGGAAUUAAUAGACCGAUUUGUGUUUCGAUUCGCCCUCUCUCCUUCCUGCUAUGCAAACGUUGAUAUAUUAUGCGUUGCGCGAAAAUUUGUACGCGCAAGCGCCCAUACAUCUCCGCCUGUAAGAAAAAUCAUUUCGGUAUUUUCGGCGCAGUAUUCCUUGGCCAAUUCGCGCACUUAUUGUAGAAGACACCAUAACGAUUAAACAUACCAGCGGAGGUCUAUUAGCGAUUUUGCACCUUUUGCGCUCUCUAUUUUCUUGCAACGGGUAAUAUCUACCACGUGGAACAUCGCCGCCAAUCGGAUGAGAAGUAUAAUAGGAAUGCGAAUGCCUCCAGGCGGGCGGCACUAGUGAAAACGUUCAAAAAAGCAGACGCCAUUUUAGUUUGUAUGUUGUAUUUUUUUUAUAUGCUUUUAUAUAUAUUUUUACAAUUCUAUGUCAUCCAGAUCAAUUAGGCCAAGCUUUAGCCCAGGACAAUUUUCAAUGCAUUUUUAUAAUCGUAUAUUUAACAGUGAAUAUAAUAAACUAUUACCACUCAAACUGA